UAACCAGGAACCACAAUCAUAUGUUUCUGGACGAGAGCAUUUAGUGGCUGGUACGCUUCAAGACCAGCUAGCAUGCUACCCUAGCUUCAGCUAACCUGCCUGCCUUACGAUUUUGUUGUCGUAUUCAGCGCUUGUUUUUACUUCAGCCUUUAGGGUUCGUGAUGGACAAUAGUGAAGAGUCGAAAGACAGCACGGACCGGUCCGACCUGGUUUCCGAGGACGGCAAGAACAGCAAGGCUGUGUUGUGUCAGCGCUGCGGAUCCAAGGUGCUGUGCCCGGGGAUGGCUGUGUUAGCAGAGAAAGAGUUGUUCCUACCCUCCAUGCGGAAAAAGAGCGGCCUCCGCUCUGCAGACGGAUCAGUGGACGGGGACACUCUGACUGCCCACUGGUUUGUGGACGACAUGUUCAAUUUUGAGAAUGUGGGCUUCACUAAGGAUGUUGGGAGAAUCAAGUAUCUCAUCUGUGCAGACUGUGAGAUCGGACCAAUUGGCUGGCACUGUUUGGAUGACAAAAGAAGUUUCUACAUUGCUGUGGAAAGGGUGAACCAUGCAUAGUUUAAAUGCAGAAGAGAGCCCACAAGAACUUUGAAAGAAAAUGUGCCGGCAGGCUAUGCAUCUUUUCAUGGAUUUACUCACAGAGUUGACCCCCAGCCAAACUAAUCCAUCACACAUACUCACACUUGACACAUACUGUACAUACAGAUCUGAUUGUUAUGUCCAGAAUUAUUCAUGAUACCAGUGCUAUAUGUCUCUACCAUUCAUCUUGAUUAUGCUGACAACAGUGUGACCACUCUGUUCCAAUAAAACUGUUUUUUGGGAA
Lates calcarifer (barramundi perch) is the source of this 819-nucleotide messenger RNA. RefSeq names its product RAB interacting factor (gene rabif). The record is from RefSeq and is a predicted model, not a curated record. The coding region runs from base 162 to 554 and encodes 130 amino acids. The transcript is spliced from 3 exons. Lineage: Eukaryota; Metazoa; Chordata; Actinopteri; Centropomidae. Gene Ontology annotation, molecular function: guanyl-nucleotide exchange factor activity; zinc ion binding. Gene Ontology annotation, cellular component: cytosol; membrane. Gene Ontology annotation, biological process: small GTPase-mediated signal transduction; post-Golgi vesicle-mediated transport.